CUUUAUUUGAUUAUUCUCUUCAGUGGCACCCCGCUCUCACCAAACCCCAUUACGCAUCCCACCGCCCGAUCAAACCAACGACCGAGAUGGCCCUGACUCGCCGGAGCUCCACUCUCCUGAAACCCCUCACCACCUUCAUCCCCUCCACCCGCCUAUUCUCCACCUCCUCGGACUCCACCAUCAACGUCGAGAUAGCCGUUCCCUUCAAGGGCCACCAAAUCGACCCACCAUCCCAAUCCGUCACGACCACCGCUUCCGAACUCAUGACCUUCUUCAGCGAAAUGUCUCGGAUGCGCCGAAUGGAAAUCGCCGCCGAUUCCCUCUACAAAGCCAAGCUGAUUCGCGGCUUUUGCCACCUCUACGACGGCCAAGAAGCCGUCGCCAUCGGCAUGGAAGCUGCAAUUACCAAAAAGGACAUCAUCAUCACCGCAUAUCGAGACCACUGUCUAUACCUCGGCCGCGGAGGAACCUUGUUGGAAACUUUCGCAGAGCUGAUGGGUCGUAAAGGUGGGUGUUCUAAGGGAAAAGGGGGUUCGAUGCAUUUCUAUAAGAAGGAUAGUGGAUUUUAUGGCGGGCAUGGGAUUGUGGGGGCUCAAGUGCCAUUAGGGUGUGGGCUGGCUUUCGCGCAGAAAUAUAGUAGGGACGAGAACGUGUCGUUUAUUCUUUAUGGGGAUGGGGCAGCGAAUCAGGGGCAGUUGUUCGAGGCCUUGAACAUGGCUGCUCUGUGGGAUCUUCCGGCGAUCUUGGUUUGCGAGAACAAUCACUAUGGAAUGGGGACAGCGGAGUGGAGGGCAGCAAAGAGUCCGGCUUACUAUAAGAGAGGAGACUAUGUUCCUGGUUUGAAGGUGGAUGGCAUGGAUGCCUUUGCUGUGAAACAAGCAUGCAAAUUUGCAAAGGACCAUGCUUUGAAGAAUGGACCAAUUAUUCUUGAAAUGGACACUUACAGGUACCAUGGUCACUCUAUGUCUGAUCCUGGAAGUACGUACCGCACACGUGAUGAGAUUAGUGGUGUGAGACAGGAGCGUGAUCCAAUUGAAAGAAUAAGAAAACUGAUAUUAGCUCAGGAUAUAUCCACCGAGAAAGAGUUAAAGGAUAUUGAGAAGGAAAUAAGAAAAGAGGUAGAUCAAGCCAUCGUGCAAGCCAAGGAGAGCCCCAUGCCCGAUCCUUCUGAACUUUUCACCAAUGUCUAUGCGAAAGGAUAUGGAGUUGAGGCAUUUGGAGCUGAUAGGAAAGAAGUCAGAGCUGUGCUUCCUUAAGAAGUAUUGGGGAAAUUUUCCGACUUCCCCUCUCUGGACAGAGGAUAAAAAACAGGAAAACGAAAAAAGAGGAUUGAACAAUAAAAGUUGUAACGAAAAUUAUCACCCUUGUAGAUACUUGCUCUUGGGAAUGGUUAGAAUCAUUACGUUUUGUUGUCUUGUUGAUGUAAUUUUUGGGGGCACAAGAUAUUUCCACUUUAAAUUAGAGUAUGUGAAUUAUGUGCUCUUGGAGUCUCAUUAUAUUUUGACAUGUAAAGCCUUUUCUGGCUUAAUAAAUGUUGUUUCUGCGGCAAAGUUUGCUUAUGUUUUCUAAUAAUUUUACAUGGAAUACUUACAUUUCUUUGCAAUUGUACCAAGUUAGAUGAGAUUGUAGUCUUUG
Ilex paraguariensis (yerba mate) is the source of this 1635-nucleotide messenger RNA. The record is from the annotation of a GenBank genome assembly. NCBI's taxonomy places the organism in Eukaryota, Viridiplantae, Streptophyta, Magnoliopsida, Aquifoliales, Aquifoliaceae.